Messenger RNA from Linum tenue, 1834 nucleotides. Lineage: Eukaryota; Viridiplantae; Streptophyta; Magnoliopsida; Malpighiales; Linaceae. The record is from the annotation of a GenBank genome assembly.
AGAGGCGGUCUUUACGCUGAAACAAACAGGCCCUAAGAGCUUCUCAAAACAAAUCCAAAACCCAACCCAAACCAGCCAUGGAGUGGAAGAAGAAGAAGGAUUUAUGAGAGAGAGGAGAGGCAGAUAGAUUCCCAGCAAGCCAAGCCAAGUCGCCAACUCGCCAAUUCCGCAAGCAACGCCGAGGCAAGUUCACCGUCUUCCACCACCGCUUCCGCCGUCACUCUACCUCCACUCCGCAACCGUCACGCCGCCUCCUCACCGCAACAGUGGAGAGCGUGAGCAAGGAGAAGAAGGAAAUGGAAUCGACCGAGUCCUCUUACGUGUCCUCGCCGGAGGCUCCGGGGAAGAAAUCUCCUCCGCCGCCCAAAUCUCCCACUUCAGAUACCAUGGAGAAGGCAGCAUAUAUUAGAUUUCUGGUGUCAAAUGCUGCAGCUGGUUCAGUGAUUGGGAAGGGUGGUGCUACAAUUACAGAAUUCCAGUCUGAAUCGGGAGCAAGGAUCCAGUUAUCACGCAACUAUGAAUUUUUCCCAGGGACAUCUGAUAGAAUAAUUAUGAUUUCUGGAAACAUUGAUGAGAUUUUAAGGGCUGUGGAACUUGUUCUUAAUAAAUUGCUAAGUGAGCUUAAUACUGAAGAUGGUGCUGAUGCUGAACCACGUAUGAAACUGAGGCUUAUUGUCCCAAAUGGCUCUUGUGGCAGCAUUAUUGGGAAAGGAGGAGCUAUCAUCAAGUCAUUCAUUGAAGACUCCCAAGCUGGCAUUAAGAUAUCUCCACUGGACCAUAACUUUUAUGGAUUGAAUGAUAGGCUGGUGACAUUAACAGGUACUUUGGAUGAGCAGAUGCGUGCAGCUGAUCUCAUUUUGUCAAAGCUAGUUGAAGAUCCUCACUACUCACAGAGCAUGCAUACCCCAUUGUCGUAUGUAGCUCAGUUCACGUUUUGUGUGCUAACUUACUGUGGUUUUUAUGGUCUUCUAUCUGUAUAUGUGGCUCCUUAUGUAGCAACAACAGCGUACAAUGUGGUGAAUUAUGCUGGACAAAAUGGUGGUGGAGGAAAGUUCCAGAAUAACAAGGAAGAGCGUACCAACUCGGUUACAAUUGGUGUGGCUGAUGAGCACAUCGGGUUGGUUGUUGGUCGCGGUGGAAGGAACAUACUGGAAAUCAGCCAGGUCAGCGGGGCUAAGAUAAAAAUAUCAGACAGGGGUGAUUUUAUAACCGGGACAAAUGACAGGAAAGUAACAAUCACAGGGACGCAGAGAGCUGUCCGUGCAGCUGAGAGCAUGAUAACUCAGAAGGUGUCUUAUGCUUCGGAGAGAGGAACCGAUCAGCUUUGAGAUCUGGGUGCUUCAUUCCAGUGCAGUUGGUGGUUGCGGAUUUUGUUCGUUCGCUUAAUCUCGUUAGUUCCUUAAAUUCGUUGGGACAGAAACCUUUGCAAUUUCGUCUGUUGUUAUAAUUGGGAGACUCGGGAGUCUGGUUUACAUGUCUUGUUAAGAGAUGAUCAUGAGUAGAUGAGUGUCUAAUGGAUAUCGGUCGGCAGAUCUCAGGAGCAUAAAAGGUACUUGGUGUUUAUUUGUUUUAGGGAGGGAGAGAGGGCAUGAAAGUUUUCCUUUAGGCACGGUCGAUAGAUUUAAAUUUCUGGGAGCUAAGGAAGAAUUUGGAGUUUCUUGGGUGGGAAGCAAAGGGAAGUCGGAUUAUGUUCAGGUUGAAAGUAGCUUCAGACUGUAUAUUCAGCAGUAGCUUAUUUGAUAUAGUUGCUAAAUUACAUAUGUAUACCUGCAUCUCUUUGCCUAUUUUUGCUUUGGAUGGCCAUUUACAAGUAUCGUGAUAUGCAUUCCCACUG